Messenger RNA from Tachysurus vachellii, 5618 nucleotides. It is a transcript of the gene slc25a42, whose product is annotated as solute carrier family 25 member 42. The coding region runs from base 339 to 1304 and encodes 321 amino acids. NCBI's taxonomy places the organism in Eukaryota, Metazoa, Chordata, Actinopteri, Siluriformes, Bagridae. Gene Ontology annotation, cellular component: mitochondrial inner membrane. Gene Ontology annotation, biological process: transmembrane transport. The record is from RefSeq and is a predicted model, not a curated record. The transcript has 8 exons.
ACUUUCGCGUGUUUGGAAGGCUGCGGUUUGUUUAAACAAGGAUGCGUGGUUUGCGUGACUGGACGUCAUUUGCGUGACGCAGCGCUCGUGCCGCUGGCUAGGCUGCUAUAGGGUUUGUGUUGGUUUAAGGUUAGCAGGCUAACCUCAAGGGGAGUGGUUGUCAAAGUGCCAUCAGUUUGUUAAAUAAAAGGAAGAAAAGUUCUCCUACACGAGAAGGAACAGGUGCAGAAACCGUGACAAAGCUGUUUAUUUAGUCAGGAAGGCCAUUGUUCAGCAAGUGUAUGUGUGCAGCCUGCAAACCCCCCGAGUGCUGACGAGUGUGUGUACAGUUGGCUGGCAUGGGGAAUGGAGUACAGGAACAUCGGGGGGCGCUCACACAGGGUGAGGUGCUGCCAAGGCCAUCCUCCAGCCAACCAGAGGGUUUUAAACAGGGCCGGUCUGUGCUGAACUCGUUGAUCUCUGGAGCCUUCGCAGGAGCUGUGGCUAAAACAGCUGUAGCUCCACUGGACAGGACCAAGAUCAUCUUCCAAGUGUCUUCAAACAGAUUUUCUGCCAAGGAAGCGUACCGGUUGAUUUAUCGAACUUAUCUGAAGGAAGGCUUCCUGAGCUUAUGGAGGGGCAACUCAGCCACCAUGGUGAGGGUCAUCCCUUAUGCUGCCAUCCAGUUUUGUGCCCACGAACAAUACAAGAGACUUCUAGGAGGCUAUUAUGGCUUUCAGGGCAAGGCUCUGCCUCCUAUUCCGAGACUCCUGGCUGGCUCGCUGGCUGGCACCACAGCCGCUAUGAUCACAUACCCGCUGGACAUGGUGCGCGCCCGCAUGGCAGUCACACCAAAAGAAAUGUACAGUAAUAUAAUACACGUGUUUGUGCGGAUCUCUCGUGAGGAAGGACUGAAGACCCUCUACAGGGGAUUCACUCCAACUAUACUCGGUGUAGUUCCGUACGCAGGCCUCAGCUUCUACACCUACGAGACGCUUAAGAAAGUCCAUGCAGAGAAGACUGGAAGAGCUUACCCCUACUCAUACGAACGGCUGGCGUUUGGUGCGUGCGCCGGCCUCAUCGGUCAGUCAGCAUCAUACCCGCUGGACGUGGUACGACGGCGCAUGCAGACAGCAGGCGUGACUGGGCACACAUACAGCACCAUCAUAGGCACCAUGCGAGAGAUCGUGUCAGAGGAGGGCGUCAUUCGCGGCCUGUACAAAGGCCUGAGCAUGAACUGGGUCAAAGGGCCAAUUGCUGUUGGCAUCAGCUUCAUGACCUUUGACCUCACCCAGAUCUUGCUGCGUAAGGUGGGUGCACGAUAGCCAUUCAUGUUGGGGGAAGACUUUUUAGAGGCAGCACCGUAAUCAAAAUGUCUGCUCAUAUCCCUGUAUCUGAGGUAGCCUGGAAAGGAAUAAACAGGGUCUUCUUGCUGCCUGUGUCGGGCCCAGGCGCACAUGCUGCCAGAGAAAACAGGAAGUUUAUUAACUGAUGCACAAGCGCAGAGACAAAUUUGUGGAAGUAUGUGUUUCCACAUUUUACAGGAAUGUGAAAUGACAUUUUAUCAAUUUUUGUUUUCUGAGUUAGAGAAUCUGUGCACACUGUGUGUGUGCGUGUGUGUGUGUGUGUGUGUGUGCAACUGAGUUACAGACAGAGACAGAUUGAAUGUAUUUCCUGUAUGAUCUCUCUCUUUAUACUGCCAUUUCCUAAGUGUUUAAGUCCGACAACAUUCAGUAAAGGCAGUAAAGGUGUAAUAUGUUAGAGCUGGGCGAUAUUCACAUCACUGUGAUGUAUAAGGAAUGAGCAUACAUUUUUAUGAAAAAAAUCAUAUUUUCUUCAGUAUCAUUCAGUUAAACCUUCUUGGUUGCCAGCAGCCAAUCAGGUGAUAGACAUGACGGGGUAAGAUUGUGAUUUAGUUAUGUAUGGAGACCAAUGUAAAUUGGGGCUUAGGGUUUAGGUCUUAAAUAAAAAUGAUUUAAAUUAAUUGAAAUAGAGUGAAAGUCUAAACUGCCUGCUUCUGUUUAAUGUGUGCAUUUUUUAAAAUGUAAAUAUGGAAAAACUUACAAGAGAAAAAAAUAAUCAUAUAUUCACAUAUCGCUCAGCUCAGCUUCAUGCUUGAACAUGAAACACUUUAUCCUCUAUUCUUAUUGAUACACUCUGUAUCUAUACUUUCUCUCUUCUGUAUUUCUGUCUCCUCGUCUCCUGACUUGUGAUGUCUGAUGCGUUCGAGCUGUCUCGAUCACUAAUUAGCACAUUUGGGUUUUUUUUGUCAAUUUUCCGUUAUGGUAUAAAUCCUAAAGAGCAUUUUAUUUCGUUUCAGUCGUAUGAACUUGAGACAUUCACUUAGUAGAGAACCUAUAAAUGUUUAUAGAGAAACCGCAAUAAGGAUGUAAUGGAGCAGAACGGAGAGGUGUGCCGGGAAAGUUUGGAGCGUCUCGCUACUCUGGCUCACUGUUGAUAAAUGAAUGGUGUCCACUGCCUCUAUCUUUAUCCUGUGAAGUAUGUGGAGUUAGGUCCAAAGGCAGGUGUGUUUGUGUGUGUGUCCGAGAGAUCGGACCAGCUGUUUGCAGUAAAAUGUAGUUUGGCCCUUAUUGAGCGCUGUGUGUGUGUGGCGGUGGUUCAUCGUCUCUGAGCUUCUGUAGUUUUGCCCCAGUGCAGAUUAAGAUACGCGAGCUCAUGUUAGUUGUGUAAUCUAUAUGAGGAUAUACUAAGUGCCUACAGGGAGAGGAGAAAGAUAGAACUGAAACACACAAUCGGAACAGUAACAGUACACAGUUCAUAUGCUCGAGGUACCAUUCCAGAGACAGAGCGGUACAGCUGAGUCACCUUGUUUCUGAAGCUUCUUACAGUUGUUUGUCUCCUAAAUCUUAAUGCCAUGUGAUCGUGUGGGAUUAAAGUGCAAUAGGUAAAAGCUAGUUCUGAGUAACUGCACGAUUUUAAUAUCAUCCACAUUUAGCUGUUUGGUGUUCUGAUGAAUCACCUUCCAAAUAAUCGUUUGGUAUUUAAUAACUCCUGAGGAAACUUAAAGGAAUGCUCCAGCACUUUUCUGUGUCUUUUUGUGUGAUCUUUUCGUCAGAUUUCACUAGGAACUGGAAUUUCAACAUCUUUAUCUGAAAAAUGAACAAACAUUAUUUAUAGUUAAGAAAGUUUAUGCAAAACACUUUGAUGAAUUCUUUAGUGAUAUAUAUGCAGUAUCUGACAGAAGUAAGUACACCCCUCACAUUUUUGUAAAUAUUUUAUUAUAUCAUUUCAUGUGACAACACUGAAGAAAUGACACUUCAGUGUAAAGUAGUGAGUGUACAGCUUGUAUAACGGUGUCAAUUUGUUAACGCAAAUUAACUCAACACACGCCAUUAAUGUCUAAACCGCUGGCCACAAAAGUGAGCACACCCCUAAGUGGAAAAUGUCCAAAUUGGGCCCAAUUAGCCAUUUUCUCUCCCCAUGUCAUUAGUGUUACAAGGUCUCAGGUGUGAAUGGGGAGCAAGUGUGUUAAAUUUGGUGUCAUCGCUCUCACUCUCUCCUACUGUUCACUGGAAGUUCAACAUGGCACCUCAUGGCAAAGAACUCUCUGAGGAUCUGAACAAAAGAAUUGUUGCUCUACAUAAAGAUGGUGUAGGCUAUAAGAAGACCCUGAAACUGAGCUGCAGCAUGGUGGCCAACACCAUACAGCGGUUUAACAGGACAGGUUCGACUCAGAACAGAACAGGCCUCACCAUGGUCGACCAAAGAAGUUAAGUGCACAUAUCCAGAGGUAUGUCCGGAGACCAAGAUAAACUUAUUUGGUUCAGAUGGUGUCACUGGGGAGCUACAGCAAAUUGACAAGCUGAGUUAUUUCUUCAGUGUUGUCACAUGAAAAGAUGUAUGGAAAUAUUUACAAAAAUGUGAGGGGUGCACUUACUUCUGUCAGAUACUGCAUAUAUAUUUUUCAUUAUAUAUAUACAGAAGCAGCUGAUUUAUUGUUUGUUGUGUAGAUGUGAUGGUGCCGUGUACAGCACAGAAAUAACUUUUAUAUUGUCUGAAAUUUGAACAGCUCUCAGUACCAUAUUCUGUCAUGUCUUCCUCAUCUUAACACAUUUAUUGUUCAUGUGUAACAGUUGUGUUGAGUUUGCAAUCUACACUUGCAUUAUAAGUGAGUUUUGACUAACUAGUUUUGUUCUUUUUUUUUUCCUUCUUGUCGUGGAGGAAAAUGUUUGAUUUCCGUUCUGUAGUCAAGAGGCAUCGAUUCAGAUAGAGUGCUGAUUUCCUUGCACUUGUAAAAAUGCCCUGAUGCCAACAUCUAAUACCACAUAUUACUAUGUGACAUAAGUCUAGUGUAUGUUGUUGAUUAGUGUGCAGUAUACGGUGUACGAUGUGUGUUGAUUAACAAUGGUAAAAUACACAAGAUCACAAACUGUCCUCAAAAAAUCACAUUGAUAUCAAAAAUAGCUUUAACGGAGAGAGCGAGGCCAGCUGUGUUGAGCAAGUGCAGUAGCAACAGAAAGUGAAAGGUAAUGUGAAUUUUACACACACACACACGCAUGUGUGUGUGAGCGAGCACUUCAGUUCAGCGAGCACUGCAACACUCACCAACACUCAAGGAAACUGCCCUUCAAACUCAGGUUAUACUCUAUAUUAAAGUUACUGUUUAAAAUUCACAAUAUCUUGAACGUAAAACUUCAACGUACAACGUAAAACACAAGGAGCUAAUUGCUAGAAGCAUCCAACAUCAUCAGAGUUUAUUAUAAAUGUUCCAUUACACCGUGAAGUAGCUUCGUUGUUUCAGUGUCAGUGUGAAAUCCUGCUCAGUCUUUCCACCAGUGUAUCUGUAGUCUGUGGUAACUGCACAUUUACAUUUACUGCAAAUGCAGUGAAUAUGAACUGGCUUUAAAAACAGCAAAGUAUUCCUCUAAUAUUCUCAACUAUCAUCAGCUUUCUGCUGGAGUGACAUAUAAAGCUUUAAUACGUGCAUUUACUUCAUAAAGUCUGACAGUCAGACGUGUUGCACUGUUAUUCAGUGGUGUUGUGUUUUGAUGAACGAUGUAUUAGGACAACGUGCUUGUUUGAGCCGUGACCGUUUACUUAUUUGCACAAAUAACAUCAAACAAGGUCAGGGUGAAAUAAAAAAAAAAGUGAACAUAAGUUUUUAUUUUCUCUCGGUUUUAUUCUUUCUAAAACCUCUUAACUUCAGUAUAAGAGUUUACUAACAGACAAUCAAAUGAUGCCAAAGCACAGUUUGUGUAAAGCUGUUUUAUUUGGCUAUUUUUUAUUUUUUAUUUUAUUUUAAUUUUCAGCCUAAUGACAUUGACAUUGUUUGAAGAUGAUUGAUAUAUUAUCAAAACGAAUUAACCACAUGAUUACCUUACACACAGCAGGUACUCAAAACCAUAAUGUAUUGUUCCAUUUGGACUGACGACUACAGAAUAUAUACAUAUUAACUUCCAACCUGUAAAAUAAAACAUAACUUUGCCUGAGUGGAGAAUAAACUCGCUUGAUGAUGUUCAUCGGUGUGAGGAAAAGUUCUGUUUCCAGUGUCAGUGUUUAUCAAUGCAAAAUGCUUUAAUCUUUUUAAAAUGGCUCUUUGGCAUCUAACCUCAUAUUUUGUAAAAAAAAAAAUAAAUUGUGUAUUGUGCCAAUGAAUGUACAUUAAACUAACAAGAUCA